This is a messenger RNA of Aureococcus anophagefferens, 426 nucleotides long. RefSeq lists its product as hypothetical. Gene Ontology annotation, molecular function: serine-type endopeptidase activity. The transcript has a single exon. The record is from RefSeq and is a predicted model, not a curated record. The annotation marks the transcript as partial. Lineage: Eukaryota; Pelagophyceae; Pelagomonadales; Pelagomonadaceae. Gene Ontology annotation, cellular component: membrane.
CAGUACUGGCGCCUCUUCACGUACCAGAUCGUGCACCAGGGCUACUACCAUCUGGCGUGCAACUGCAUCAUGCAGUGCGUCUUCGGCGCGUCCGUGGAGAUGGUCCACGGCCACCGCAUGAUUCUGUUGGUGUACCAGUUCGGCGUCGCGUUGGGCGCGCUGACCUGCGCCUUCACGGACAUCCACCGCGCGGUCGUGGGCGCGUCGGGGGGCGUCUACACGCUCAUCGGGCUCCACUUCGCGGACGUGCUGUUGAACUUCCGCGCGAUGAACGACCACGCGCGGCGGGCGACGCGGGCGCUCCUGUGCACGGCCGUGCCGGCCCUCGACAUCUUCAUCUACGUGUUUUUGUACGCGGACGACACGACGUCGUACUCGGCGCACGCGGGCGGCGGCGCGGCGGGGUUCCUGCUGGGCCUGGCGCUG